Chionomys nivalis (European snow vole) is the source of this 4086-nucleotide messenger RNA. It is a transcript of the gene Card10, whose product is annotated as caspase recruitment domain family member 10. The transcript is spliced from 21 exons. NCBI's taxonomy places the organism in Eukaryota, Metazoa, Chordata, Mammalia, Rodentia, Cricetidae. The record is from RefSeq and is a predicted model, not a curated record. Gene Ontology annotation, biological process: regulation of apoptotic process. The coding region runs from base 28 to 3249 and encodes 1073 amino acids.
CGGCCGGAUAGCGGCGGGGCGCGGGCGAUGUGGGGAGGCCCGGGCGGCCGCGGGGUCGGGGGCGGAGCCAAUGACCCCGAGGGCACCGCCCCGUCACGCCGCCGGAGCCGUCGGCCGAGCACCGAGCCCCGAGUCCAGGGAAGUUGCGGCACCCGCGACUCCGAGGACGCGACGAUGCAGGGCCGGGCGGACGCGGGCGAGGCCGAUGAAGAGGCGGGGGCUGGCUCGGGGUCGGAGGCCGAGGAGGACGCGCUGUGGGAGCGGAUCGAGGGCGUCCGCCACCGGCUGACGCGCGCCCUGAACCCGGCCAAGCUCACGCCAUAUCUGCGCCAGUGCCGCGUCCUGGACGAGCAGGACGAGGAGGAGGUGCUCAGCACAUACCGUUUCCCGUGCCGUGCCAACCGCACCGGGCGCCUCAUAGACAUCUUGCGCUGCCGUGGCAAGAGGGGCUUCGAAGCCUUCCUGGAAGCCCUGGAAUUCUAUUACCCAGAACACUUCACGCUGCUCACUGGUCAGGAACCUGCCCAACGCUGCUCUAUGAUCCUUGAUGAGGAGGGGCCUGAGGGCCUGACCCAGUUCUUGAUGACUGAGGUUCGGAGGCUUCGGGAAGCCCGAAAGAGCCAGCUACAGCGAGAGCAGCAGCUCCAGGCCCGGGGCCGGGCACUGGAAGAAGAGCGGGCAGGGCUGGAGCAGCGGCUGCGGGAGCAGCAACAGGCACAGGAACGCUGCCAGCGACUGCGGGAGGACUGGGAGGCCGGCAGCCUGGAGCUGCUGCGGCUCAAGGACGAGAACUACAUGAUUGCCAUGCGCCUGGCUCAACUCAGCGAGGAGAAGAACUCAGCUGUGCUGCGCAGCCGGGACCUGCAGCUCGCGGUGGAUCAACUCAAGCUCAAAGUCAGCCGGCUGGAGGAAGAGUGUGCGCUGCUGCGGAGAGCUCGGGGGCCACUGCCUGGGGCUGAAGACAAGGAGAGGGAGCCAGAUGGUGCCGAGCUGCUCUCGGAGCUCCGCGCAGAGAACCAGCGGCUGACGGCGUCACUGCAGGAGCUCCAGGAAGGCCUUCAGCAGGAGGUGUGCCGGCAAGGGCCUGCAGGCUCUGAGCGCAUCCUGCUGGACAUCCUGGAGCAUGACUGGAGGGAGGCGCAGGACAGCAGGCAGGAGCUGUGUCAGAAGCUGCAUGCAGUGCAAGGCGAGCUACAGUGGGCGGAGGAACUGCGGGACAAGUACCUGCAAGAGAUGGAGGAUCUGCGGCUCAAACACCGAACGCUGCUGAAGGACUGUGACCUCUAUAAGCACCGCAUGGCCACUGUGCUGGCCCAGCUGGAGGAGAUUGAGAAGGAGCGGGACCAGGCAAUCCAGAGCCGAGACCGGAUCCAGCUGCAGUACUCCCAGAGCCUCAUUGAGAAGGAUCAGUACCGCAAACAGGUGCGUGGACUUGAGGCGGAGCGGGAUGAGCUACUCACCACAGUCACCAGCCUGGAGGGGGCCAAGGCAAUGCUGGAGGCGCAGCUGCAGCGGACGCAGGGAGGCUCCUCUCUUAAGGCCUGUGCCUCUUCCCAUUCCCUGUGCUCCAACCUCAGCAGUACCUGGAGCCUCAGUGAGUUUCCAUCCCCGCCGGGAGGCCCCGAAGCUGCAGGAGAAGCCGGGGGAUCUGAGGCCCAUACCUCGUUGCAGGAGGAAGCCACAGACAGCGAGAAGGAGAUCAACCGACUCUCCAUCCUGCCCUUUCCACCCAGUGCCGGCUCCAUUCUCCGCAGGCAGCGCGAAGAGGACCCAGAGCCCCCUAAGAGGUCUUUUAGCAGCAUGUCAGAUAUCACAGGGAGUGUGACCCUUAAGCCCUGGUCCCCCGGCCUCUCUUCAUCCUCCUCCUCUGACAGUGUGUGGCCUUUGGGAAAGCCAGAAGGCCUCCUGGCCCGGGGCUGUGGCCUGGACCUCCUCAAUAGGUCUCUGGCCAUCCGAGUCUCCGGUUGGAGUCCUUCUGGGGGCCCGGAGGCCCAGGAUAAGAGUCCAGAGAGCCUGCCAGUCCUUGGGGACAGAUGGUCGGGGGCCGUGGUGCGAAGGGUGCUGUCGGGACCUGGUUCAGCCAGGACAGAACAGAAAGAGCCAAGGGCAGAAGGCACCGGCCUGGAGGGGGCAGGCCUGGAAGCUGGGGCCCAGCAGAGGACCUUGCCCUGGAACCAGGGCUCUACACUCCCCUUCCUGCUGGACUCAAAGGCCUGUCAGUCCUUCCAUGAGGCCCUGGAUGCCUGGGCAAAGGGACCGGGUGCAGAGCCCUUCUACAUUCGAGCCAAUUUCUCCCUGCCCGAGCGGCCAGACCCCCACGCCCUUUGUGUGAAAGCCCAAGAGAUCCUGCGGCUGGUGGACCCCGCAUACAAGCGGAGUCAGGAAUGGUUCUGCACUCGGGUUGACCCCCUCACCUUACGGGACCUGGACCGGGGCACUGUGCCCAAUUAUCAGAGGGCGCAGCAGCUUCUAGAAGGCCAGGAAAAAUGCCUACUCUCCAACAGGCACCGAAGUCCUCGAAGCAACCUGAAGAAACGAGCCCUGGGGCUGGUGAGGCCCAAGCCUGCAGGGGGCGCUGCAGGGGACUCGCCCGAACAGCUAUCGGCAGAGCCCUGCUCAGAGCUAGAGCGAAGCCUUAAACCCUACAGUCUGGUGCGGCCACUAUUGGUGUCUGCCCUGCGGCCUGUGGUGCUCCUGCCUGAGUGCCUGGCACCCCGACUCAUCCGCAACCUGCUGGAUCUGCCCAGCUCCAGGCUAGAUUUCCAAGUGUGCCCUGCAGCAGAAAGUUUCUCUGGAGAGGAACAGUGCGCAUCCUCAGCUCCCGGAGCCCCCAAGGCCUGGCCUGCCACCCCCGGGCUGGGCAGCAGGAUCCGUGCCAUCCAGGAGUCUGUUGGGAAGAAGCACUGUCUGUUGGAGCUGGGCGCACGGGGCGUGCGGGAGUUGGUGCAGAGCGAGGUCUACCCCAUCGUCAUUCAUGUGGAGGUGACUGAAAAGAAUGUCCGUGAGAUCAGGGGCCUGCUGGGCCGUCCAGGCUGGCGGGAUUCGGAGCUGCUUCGUCAGUGCCGGGGCUCAGAACAGUGGCUCUGGGGACUGCCAUGUUCCUGGGUGCAGGUGCCUGCUCAUGCAUGGGGCCAUGCAGAAGAGCUGGCCAAGGUGGUGCGUGGCCGCAUCUUGCAGGAACAGGCUCGCCUUGUGUGGGUGGAGCGAGGCAGCAGCCGAGGGGGCAGUGGCAGCAGCAGUGAGGCCUGAGGACCAUCCCAUGGCCAGGACUCUUCCAGACCUCUUCCAUCCGAUGCCUGGGACUCCUCCACCCAGUGCCUGGACACUCCCCAUUCAUGCCUGGUUUCACCUGUGCUAGAGAGACCGCUGGUGGAUGUGACGCUGUGUCUGCAGUGGAGUCAGACUUACCAGUUGGGGCCUUCCUUGUCCCGUGGACGCUCCAGCGUGGGACAUCGGUCCUGGACUCUGACCAGAGUCAGCCACUGGUUUUGUACAGGCUGUGGGGGCCCACAGGGCAGACCUUGCACCUGCCCCUGACUUGCUGCUCUGUCUCCUCACUGGCUCCCAUAUCCCUGUGUUUACCCCAAGGUUUCCGUUUGUGGGCCUUACGUGUGUGCCUGGGCCCUCUCCUUACACACGCACCCUGGAAUAGAGUUCUCACACCGUGGUCCAACUUUGCACACUAAUGGCCUCAUGGAUCUCCGAUUCUGUCCCUCCUCCUGGGUGCCCAAGGCCCCCGGGGUCCUCAGCCUGCUCUGCCACCGUCACGUGGCCGCCACAGUCCACAUCAGUUUUCGUGUGUACUGUCAUGAGAUACUAUGGCUGCCCUGGUCCGCUCGAACCCUUAUGUCUCUUUGUGUCAUCUCUCCUUGUGUGUAAACGUCACACCGUCCCCGUGACACAGGGCACUAACAAAUGUGUGUUCUGCGCAACACACCAGGAUAUGUUCUCUUGGCCGGCUUCCCGUUCCCCACCUGCCUCUAGGAGGCCAGGGUGGAGGUGCUGCUAGGCCGGCCACCCGAAUGUCCGGCUUGUGGGUGACUCCCAGGCCCGUUCCCUCAAGCUGCAUAUAGUGAGUCAUUAAAG